CACAGCGAUGAUGACAUGAAACUUCGGAGAGCCAACCUAACCGUCCAAAACCUGGCUCAGCUGCUUAGGAACGAAGGCGGUGGCUUCAUAGGUGACAUAGUCUCGGCUGUGCCCCCUCAGCACCUCCACGGGUACGAGCUCCACAACAUCGAGAACUCGGCUUGGGUAAGGGAAGACAGUAGCGUCUUUAGGUAUAGCACCCCACGGAGUAAUGUGCCAAAGAUUUGGUCCGAAUUGCUCAGAAACAAAUACAAUGUAUUUUUGCAGUGGCGUAGCUAGGGUUGGUGUCACCCGGUGCGGUAAACUCAUGGUGCCACCCCCCCCCCCAAACUUCUAUGAUCGAUUUUUUCUUUGUUAAAAUAAGUCCACAGUAUAGCAUCAACUUUGAACUUUUAAUAAGGCACGCAUUUGGAUUGGUUACAUUUGUGAAAAAUAUAUGUGUGAUCGGUUAUUCUUUUAUGAAUCUCGAUUUUUGCGAGCAAUGUGUGCCCUGUAAAUAUGCAAUUUUUCAAUCGGGUGUCACCCCUAAAAUGGUGUCACCCGGUGCGGUCCGCACCCCCCGCACCUGCCUCGCUACGCCACUGUAUUUUUGUUUGGUUUAUGAUUUACUAUUAUUUUGGUUACGGUAUUUUCGAAUCUCUACUGGAGAGACUGCUCUUGACCCGUCACUUUACUCUCAUGUCGUUGUUUGUGUUUGCUUUACACUGAUUAAGUUUAUUUACAUACUAAAAGUCUCAUAUUUGUAUCUUCUGGCAAACAGAUGAACCACGACAAAGCUGAACUCAUCACAAACUUAGAGUCGCUCCUUGUCAACCACAACCAGCAUCAGAACCAACUGCGACACAACAUUCAGCAGUAUCUCUCCUACGGCCGCAUCAGCACAAUCUUGGCGCUGGGCGUCUCGUUGCUAGAAGCUCUCAACAACAGCUUUACGGUAAACAUCUGCCCCUCCAACGUGACAUCACCGGCUGGGAACAUCUCCUCUCAGCCGAUAGUUUUUAAUACAUGUUUUGUACUGGUCUCUGAGAUUUCUAAAAUGAACUCAAUCAACUUUCAACUUGAAGAAGCUUUGAUUUCUUCGGAUGUUAACACGCCCGCCGAGCAGGUCACUGGCGGAGGCAUCCGGUACAGUACAGAGGGUGUAUCUGACUACAUGGCAAUUAAUAUUACUAGCGACAAUUCUAUUAUUUCAGAUGACGUCAUAGAUGAUUUGUUGAAUAAAGUUAAGGUCGUUCAAGGGACAUCAGAAAAUAUAAUACAUCUUCAUCAAUGUCUUCUGAAUGCAACAUUGAGUUUUUUGCAGGCGUUGUCAUCAUUCGAACACGAUUUUUUCAAAAUGCUGGAACUACUUAAAGAACACAACCAAACCACGCAAUCCGAGGCCUACGCAUCAUACGAGAAAUUGAGAACUGGGGUAGACAUACAUGAUGAUGUCGCGACAACGGGCAGCAUCGGUGUUAACGGUUAUGACAUGUCAACACAAAAUUGGAACACUCAAAGUUCCAUUAAUAGAUCAGUAUGGAAUUACACAGGUGUUCUUCCAGUUCAACUCAUAAAUGCAAACAUUUCCGACAUCAUGGAACUAUUUGAUGUUCUGGCGUCAAAUCUCACUCAGUUCGAANAAAAAAAUUUUCGGACAAAAGGUGGGGGAAUUUAGGGGGGGGGGGGGGGAGUGGCUGAAACAGGGCAUAAAACGAAUAGUAUUAUACAAAAUACAAGAACGCACUUUCAGAAAUUAAUGGACCUCUACCCCCCCUCCCCCCCCCCCAAACCACCCCUAUGAAUUAUUUUAAUGGGUGGGAGAUAAUGGAAAUUGUAUGAUUGUUUAAUGUUUAAAUUAAAGUAGGUCUACACAUUACCAACAAUUUUACAAUCUCAUUAGUUUUUAUUCUAAUUUGUACUUUCUUUCUGUUUGACAUAUACCCUGACUUCUUCCCUUCCUAUACUUUUUUUUUUCUACAUCACCGCUAAUUUAAUUCUAAAUAUUGGUAAUUUCAAACACAAUCAUUAAUUUUAGAGAUACCAUGACAUGAAAUCAUUAGUUGCCGUGUAGUUUAAUCAUUCAUAAAUUUGGAGCUACAUUUCUCAAGAAGAAUCACGCUGAUGAAGUCCUAUGUCCUAUACAUUGAAAAUCAAAAUUACACCCAUAUGUUUGAGUUUGAUUUUCUCAAUCAAAUCAUUUGAAACUCAGCUUUUAGAAUCUUUCCAAGAGGAGAAAACUUUCAAUGUCCCAGGGGUGAAGUGUUGAUAUUUUUUAGCUCGUAGUUUUAAUUCUUUUUAAAAUUUUCAUAAGAUAAUAAUUGCCAGUUGUAUAAAGAAGUAAUAUCGUUUCAAAAAAGGUUUCACCAUCUCCGGCGAACAAUGCCAGAAGCAGGGAGCGCUCAUCAACCAGACCAACUUCAUCAGCUUGUGCUCUACCUGCGUCCACACCACCGUCUUGGAUAACUGCUACUUCCCACGUUUUCUCACCGAGAAGGUGUGUGGUCGCGGGAGCAGCAGUAAUCCCUUGUACCAGAACAGUUGCCUGUGCAUGCCCGGACAAAGUAGGUGCCUUUAUAAAUGGUGUUCUGUGUGUGCUGCUUUUUUUUUUUUUUAAAUCAUUUGAAUGGGUGGCAGUGGCGGUGGAAGGGGGAUUCCACCCCCCCCCCCAGAGGGCAAUUUGUAAAAUUUUUAUGGGGGGGGGGGAAUUUUUGGAAGGUAUCGGCAAGGAUCUUGGCCCCCCCCGGGGGGGGGUCAACCUAAGUACGCCACAGAACUUUUAAUAAAGCACGCAUUUGGAUUGGUUACAUUUGUGAAAAAUAUAUGUGUGAUCGGUUAUUCUUUUAUGAAUCUCGAUUUUUGCGAGCAAUGUGUGCCCUGUAAAUAUGCAAUUUUUCAAUCGGGUGUCACCCCUAAAAUGGUGUCACCCGGUGCGGUCCGCACCCCCCGCACCUGCCUCGCUACGCCACUGUAUUUUUGUUUGGUUUAUGAUUUACUAUUAUUUUGGUUACGGUAUUUUCGAAUCUCUACUGGAGAGACUGCUCUUGACCCGUCACUUUACUCUCAUGUCGUUGUUUGUGUUUGCUUUACACUGAUUAAGUUUAUUUACAUACUAAAAGUCUCAUAUUUGUAUCUUCUGGCAAACAGAUGAACCACGACAAAGCUGAACUCAUCACAAACUUAGAGUCGCUCCUUGUCAACCACAACCAGCAUCAGAACCAACUGCGACACAACAUUCAGCAGUAUCUCUCCUACGGCCGCAUCAGCACAAUCUUGGCGCUGGGCGUCUCGUUGCUAGAAGCUCUCAACAACAGCUUUACGGUAAACAUCUGCCCCUCCAACGUGACAUCACCGGCUGGGAACAUCUCCUCUCAGCCGAUAGUUUUUAAUACAUGUUUUGUACUGGUCUCUGAGAUUUCUAAAAUGAACUCAAUCAACUUUCAACUUGAAGAAGCUUUGAUUUCUUCGGAUGUUAACACGCCCGCCGAGCAGGUCACUGGCGGAGGCAUCCGGUACAGUACAGAGGGUGUAUCUGACUACAUGGCAAUUAAUAUUACUAGCGACAAUUCUAUUAUUUCAGAUGACGUCAUAGAUGAUUUGUUGAAUAAAGUUAAGGUCGUUCAAGGGACAUCAGAAAAUAUAAUACAUCUUCAUCAAUGUCUUCUGAAUGCAACAUUGAGUUUUUUGCAGGCGUUGUCAUCAUUCGAACACGAUUUUUUCAAAAUGCUGGAACUACUUAAAGAACACAACCAAACCACGCAAUCCGAGGCCUACGCAUCAUACGAGAAAUUGAGAACUGGGGUAGACAUACAUGAUGAUGUCGCGACAACGGGCAGCAUCGGUGUUAACGGUUAUGACAUGUCAACACAAAAUUGGAACACUCAAAGUUCCAUUAAUAGAUCAGUAUGGAAUUACACAGGUGUUCUUCCAGUUCAACUCAUAAAUGCAAACAUUUCCGACAUCAUGGAACUAUUUGAUGUUCUGGCGUCAAAUCUCACUCAGUUCGAAGACAUGCUCAUUUUGGCUAACGUUACUAGACCAAUACAUGAUCCUAUGUUAGACACUUGGACAGAUUGGCAUAAUCUGAGACGGAGAACUAAACGUAAUGCUUCAGGUAAAAAGAAAUUAGAAAAAGUAAUUAUUAAUACAAAAAAAUUUUCGUCAAAAAUGUUGGGGAAUUUAGGCGGGGGGGGGGGAGUGGCUGAAACAGGGCAUAAAACGAAUAGUAUUAUACAAAAUACAAGAACGCACUUUCAGAAAUUAAUGGACCUCUACCCCCCCCCCCCCCCCCCCAAACCCCCCCUAUGAAUUAUUUUAAUGGGUGGGAGAUAAUGGAAAUUGUAUGAUUGUUUAAUGUUUAAAUUAAAGUAGGUCUACACAUUACCAACAAUUUUACAAUCUCAUUAGUUUUUAUUCUAAUUUGUACUUUCUUUCUGUUUGACAUAUACCCUGACUUCUUCCCUUCCUAUACUUUUUUUUUUCUACAUCACCGCUAAUUUAAUUCUAAAUAUUGGUAAUUUCAAACACAAUCAUUAAUUUUAGAGAUACCAUGACAUGAAAUCAUUAGUUGCCGUGUAGUUUAAUCAUUCAUAAAUUUGGAGCUACAUUUCUCAAGAAGAAUCACGCUGAUGAAGUCCUAUGUCCUAUACAUUGAAAAUCAAAAUUACACCCAUAUGUUUGAGUUUGAUUUUCUCAAUCAAAUCAUUUGAAACUCAGCUUUUAGAAUCUUUCCAAGAGGAGAAAACUUUCAAUGUCCCAGGGGUGAAGUGUUGAUAUUUUUUAGCUCGUAGUUUUAAUUCUUUUUAAAAUUUUCAUAAGAUAAUAAUUGCCAGUUGUAUAAAGAAGUAAUAUCGUUUCAAAAAAGGUUUCACCAUCUCCGGCGAACAAUGCCAGAAGCAGGGAGCGCUCAUCAACCAGACCAACUUCAUCAGCUUGUGCUCUACCUGCGUCCACACCACCGUCUUGGAUAACUGCUACUUCCCACGUUUUCUCACCGAGAAGGUGUGUGGUCGCGGGAGCAGCAGUAAUCCCUUGUACCAGAACAGUUGCCUGUGCAUGCCCGGACAAAGUAGGUGCCUUUAUAAAUGGUGUUCUGUGUGUGCUGCUUUUUUUUUUUUUUAAAUCAUUUGAAUGGGGGGCAGUGGGGGUGGAAGGGGGAUUCCCCCCCCCCCCCCCAGAUGGCAAUUUGUAAAAUUUAUAUGGAGGGGGCGGAAUUUUUGGAAGGUAUCGGCAACGAUCUUGGCCCGCCCCGGGAGGUGGUCAACCUAAGUACGCCACUAAUGUUUGUGUUAGAUUAUCGUCUUCAUCAUCCUAAAUAUGGCUAAGCGGUAAAUUUGGAGAGAUAGCACCGUGGCCGCCAUCUUGGUUGCCGCGACCCACGAACUUAUGUCCUUAAAUGUAUCCCUGAACCUAGCCUGAACCCUAAACGUAUCCCUAAUCUGGGUUUUGACCCUAUCGGGACCAGGGUUUUGACCCUAUCGGAACCAGGGACAAAACACGCAAAUGACGUCAAGGUGCUAUCUCCAAUAGCAUACCAAAUAUUCAGUUCUUCCAAUAACAUUUAUUUGAAAGGCUUUCACUUCAUUUCUCUGCAAUCCUAGAACUUACUAAUGUUGGUCUCAAGUCUAAUCCUGUUGACAUUCCAUAAAUAAUUCAAUGUCGUGAAAUAAAAUGCUACCUUCUUUUCAAAGUAGUUGUUAGUACAGACAUUAUAAUAGGCAGAAGUGAAUUGUUUAUCUUUGAUUUCGUUCACACAGUUGUUGGUGGUCCUGCCGGGCAGUGUCAGCAACAACGGUUUCAUAUCGUGGUGCUGAAAAAAACUCCAGGAAGGUGCAUGAAAAUCAAAAGUCAAGGCCAAGAGAUUAUAACGGACCAAUGGGAAAGCACAACAUAUCCACUGCGCAUUGGAUGCGAAUGCGUUAUUCACCAGAAUUCAAUGUUUGCCAAAUAUGCUUUGUUUCCGUAAUAACACAGCUUUUCACUUAGAACACUAACAUGACAAACUGAAUAUAAUUUUGAAAUAUUGCCAUAUAUAUUUAAAAAAAACAACUAAAUUAAGCACUACAUCUUAACUGAAGAGUAGGCCUAUAUGUGUUUUCCGAUGGUCUUAGACGACUCCUGUGAAAAGGCCGCUCGACCCUCAAAGGCAGGCCUGCACAACAUACGACCCGUAUGUGGCCCGCCAGCACCCACUUUGCGGCCUGCCAAGUAACAGUAACGAAAUAUUUUUUUAUUCGUAUUAUUUUCUUAAUAGCUUUUCCCCACUGUCCUAUUUUCUUUUCGCCCGCACACGUUUUUCAUAAAGUAUUACGGCCCGCCCUACAUUUUGAGUUGUGCAGGCCUGCUCAAAGGUGUCUUGACCCACAGGUUAAGAACCGCUGAAUUAAUUUAUGAUUUAUUAGCGGUACCUUUUCGAGUUCCACU
Messenger RNA from Lymnaea stagnalis (great pond snail), 6402 nucleotides. Lineage: Eukaryota; Metazoa; Mollusca; Gastropoda; Lymnaeidae. The record is from the annotation of a GenBank genome assembly.